Molecule: messenger RNA, 7120 nt
Organism: Drosophila teissieri
Lineage: Eukaryota; Metazoa; Arthropoda; Insecta; Diptera; Drosophilidae
Exons: 4
Coding region: 511-2187 (558 amino acids)
Source: RefSeq, a predicted model, not a curated record
AAAUGGGCACAUUAACGGACAGAUUGUCGGCUCGUUAGGUUUGAUUGGCUUCUGGCUAACAGCGAUCAGAAAUCCGCAAUAUGGCCAAAAUGCUGCUGUGUCGCUGCUGUUGUCAUUAGUUGUCCACAAGCGAGAUGUCAAAUGGCAAGUGAUUUGUGGGACAAUCUGGCCGGUGCGGCAAGUGAAUCGAAGAUGCAACUUGGAACCGAACUCGGAUCAAUGCCUACUGGCUGCCUAUUCCCCGGAGAGCACUUCGCAAUUAGCUUUACAUAACCUGACCCACUCAAGACUCAUUCGUGACCAAGGAAAGUCAGCUGCGUACAGCAAAGUCGUGUGGCACUUAUUUUUCGGGGGACCCGUCCGUUAAAAGUGAUAGCUGAGAAAGUGUGAGGCUCCAGAAUAAUUUGGCCUUAAAUUAAUCCAGGCCAUAGUAGUCACGCCCAAACGCCUCCGCCUGGAGCUUAUAAAAAGCAUAUCACUUGCGAUUCAAUCAGUCAGUUAUUGGUCAAAAUGUCAACCAAGCGGAUCAUAGCCCUUUUUGGAUUGUUAGCCAUCCACCAGACCCACGCGGAUGUGUCGCACUUCUUUGCUUCGCCAUUGGAACACUACGGGAACUAUCUGCAUGGCCAAGCGCCUUUCCAGGUGGCACUAUCGCCUCCGAACCUAUACGGUCCCCCGCCUGCUGCUCCCGUAACUCCUGCCCCAGUGGCUGCUUUGCCUCCUGUGGCCACCACCGAAUUCAGUCUGCCGGAGAUCAUCGAGAACCGCAGUGUGAAGAUUCAGGGAUCCGGACAUGGCAACUUUAUACCUCUGAGUCAGCACUACCUACCGCCAGGUGUGGAUGAGCGACCCAACUACGAAAGCCCCAAACCAAGCGAGGAGACUUAUCCAGCUUACUACUAUCCGCAACCGGGAGGCAGCAUCAUUACCACCUCCACACCAACCACUACCACCACUUCGAGACCCAUCAUUGUGCAAGAUCCUGGAGAGGAUGUGGAGACGAUACACUCGCCAGGCUACGACUAUCAUGCCCCAGUGGCUGUUCCGGUUGUUCCCCAGAAGCCAUCCACUCCUGCACCGGUUUACCUGCCACCCGGUGAUGGAAACCAGGACCAAAAUCAACUGAGACUCCGGCUCAAGGACAUGCGCUGCCUUUCGGCGGGCUACUUCCGGGCUGUUCUGAAGUUGGACAGCUUUUUGGGAGCAGCACCCACUGUGGACCAGGACAACGACGAUCAGCAGGACAAACGCUGCGAACUGCGGCUGUCUCGAAGCUUUCUGCUCUUGGAUAUUUCUGGCGAGAAUUUCGAGCGUUGUGGUGUGAGAACCUGUGGCCAGGAUCUUUGCCUGCGUCUGCGAUUCCCCGCAAUCAGAGGGCUGAGAACCAGUGGCGAUUCGAUCCUAACCCUACACUGCAAGGCUCAAGAGCGAGUGGCUGUGAAAACGCACGCCCUGAAAAUGGGCGUGGCCAAUGAUGUGCAAGCCCGCAGUGAAGGUAGCUACGCCCAUGGCGGAGAUCAAAACGCCUUCCGCACCCACGUGGAGCUGUUGAGGAAAGGAAGCACUGGAUACACCCGUCACCUGGAAAGCAACGGCGCCGUCCAGUUGGGCGAAGAGCUCCUCCUGAGAGCCCACGUUCUGGCCGGAGAUGGCUGGAACUACACCAAACUCAGUGACGUCCAGCUGCAGAGAAUCGCAACCGGAGGAGAAAUCCUCAACACGGUGCAGUUGGUCAGUUCGAGGGGCUGUCUAAAUCCCGCCAUGCUGGCCAUCUGCGCCCAUCCACCCAUCUCGGAACCUCCGCUCGGCCAGAGACUGCACUUCAAGGCGGUCAUGUUCCCGGGCAUGCGAAGUGGAGAGGUUCUGGUCAUUUCCAUGCGCAUCACCGGCUGUCUGGAACGCGAGGAUUGCCAGGUGACGGCCCAAGAUUGCUUGCCAUCGGUGGGCCAACGGAGGCGACGCAACGUCUCACACGGCAAUAGCACCGAAGUCUCGGAGCUGUCGCAUCUCACCUUCCGGGUGAUAAUGCCUGGUGAAGAGGAUAUAUCUCUGGAGGAGCGGGACAUUGGGCUAGGAGAUUCGGUGGUCAGAGAGACAUCCAAAUCACUAGCUCUCUUUGGGAGUUUGGGAUUUGUGGUGAUGCUCCUGGGUGUUGCUGUUGUGGCAUUGUAUAAAUUUGGAAAGUAGUGGAAUUUGACUCGAACUAAAAAUGUGUACUAAUGAUCAAGCCAACACCCCUAUUAAAAGUUGAACAAUGACCCUAGGCGUUUAGUUUUAAAUAGCUAAUUUUGAGGGACGCUUUAAAUGUUUUUAUUUCCCACAACUUGAACCCACAACCUUUCAUGACUAAUACGUCAAAGUGAGCCAAAAUUUAUUGUUAGUUGGAAAUAUUCAUUUAUAAGUUAAAAUAAAUUACCCUUUCACUCAUCUAUCUCAAGUAUUGUGUGUUCCCCUUGUAACCUGACCCAUCCAUUAAAAGCAGUCACAAAUAGCCAUCCAUGGCAAUCGUAUCUGUAUCUGAGGCGCCAAUCUGGACCUGACUUUUAUAUAUCUGGCUGCCAAGUAAAUUGACCGAUCGCCACUGCGGAAUGAACAGCGAGCCAGUGUUUGCCCAUUUCGAGAUUAAAACAGAAAUUAGCACUUAAUAAAAUGUAAUUUAUGUUCAUGUCGCCGGUGAUUGAGCGGGCCUGAGAAUAAAAUCCAAAAAAUACAUUUUCAAAAGCGCGAAAAGCCAGUAGGCAAACCAAGUAACUGACUGAUUUCCAAACUGCGCGCGCAAAUCGCAAAUUGCGAACUGCGAUUUAGUUAUGGCCAGAUAGUUGAAGCCAAAACCGAAAUUUUAUCACGUUUUCACGCUUCGAGCGCGGCUAAUGAAACCUCGUUCGCAGUCGAUUUUUGGCUUUGUUAUUUGGUGCAAUUUGUUGUCGGUUUUCGUACACUCGUAUGAUAAUCCAUCCAUCUGGUGGCCGACAGUUUGCGCUUAAUGGGCAUGAAAAUCGCCGCCAAUUAGCCGUUGAUUUCAGCCACGUUUGCUCGAUGGGUGGUCAAAAGUCUAGAGUUACAAUUUAAUUACUCAUUGGGGCUUCAGGAGAUGGAGAUACGAGUACGUUGGUAUUUCGGAAUUCGUUUGCUAGUUGGGUGGCGUUCGGAUAAAUGGGCAUCGUUUGAAUCUUUUAGCUUGAAUGUUUAAAUCAAAAAAUAUAUAUUCUUUAUCUUUGGAAAUAUAAAUAUUUGUGCUUUUUGACUAUAAUUAUUCUACUAUAACACUCUUAAGUCAUGGAAAUACCAUCCCUAGAUUUUAAUUAGUUCUAGAACCAAAACUCCCUGAAUAUAAUUUCAACUGUGUUUUUAAGGAAUUUGCUUCACCUUACUCGUAUAAAAGCGAUCAUAAAAAUAUUCGAAAAUUACGUUCUAUUUACUGCGGUAAUUCCCAUAACUCUAGCUGGCCUUUUGGCAUUUUCGUUGACCUAACCCAAGCGUAAGAGGCAUUCCCACAGCUGAGAUCAUCGACAGCUCGGCGAGAUGCCCCCAAUUGCAUCCCCAUCUCCACUUUUGGGGAAUGUGGCGCGAUGUUUUGCAGGCUUUACCCGCAAUGUUGGCUAAUUAAUAAUCCCGACACGUUCCGGCUCGAACACAAAUACAAUUGGGGGGCCAAUUGGGGGGAGGUGGUAAUCUUGGAGGGGGAAUCUUGGCGCUUGCAGGCAAGGCUACUUUGUCUUUGUCGCCUAAAUGGCAGGCAAAAUGUUUGCCGAACAUAAAUUAAUGUCGUCCCCAACUGGCGCUUAAGUUCGUGUUCGAUUUGGCCGCAAUCCACUGUACUCCUCUGUAAAGUGGAGUCGCAGUAGAGCUCCCCAGUGGACCGCCACUCAUUUCUUUCGCCAAAGUGGCUGCAAUUUACACUCUUCAUUCAGCAUCCAAAUCGGACGUGUGUGUGAGUGUGAGUGUGUGUGUGUGGACCUGGCCAAAACAAUUUUCAUGUCUGCUUAAAUUACCGACUACUUAGUGCCCAGUUUAGCAAUGCCUAAUAAAUAUUUAUGAGCGCACUUCAUUUUAGCCAAGUUUCAAUGGACAAGCAAAACGCAGUUCUAUGAAUGGACGUCGAUGUUCAUGACUGCCAUCGCCGAUUUCGCUGCUCAUUAAAGGAGUCGCCAACUCAAAAGGUUCCGAAAGGGAGCAGAUCGAGUUAAUUAAAACAUUAUGUCUGCUACUGAUGGAGCAAUAAAUGGGUAAUAUUUAGUCAGAAACGGAAUAAGCAACUCUCCAUCCAACUUUAAUUUUACAGAAACGGUACGGGAAACCGAGAAUUUAGAUAGAAAAUCUCAAACUAAGCUCAUAUAAGAUAAAAUCCAUUUUAGAUAUACAAUUUACUGAAAAAUGAGUUUCUUAUUAAAUAAAGAGCUCUUUAUGUAGCAAUUAGAAAAUGCUUGACAAAAUAAACAGCUUUCUUUUUUAAAUAAAAUUACCACUUUGGCAAUAAGUUUAAAACGAAAUCUUAAAAUAUAUAAACUGUAGGAUUAUACUUCUUAUUACUCUAGACAUCUAUUUAUAUUUAUAAUUUCUAGGUCAAGCGUUCCUUAAUUUUUAAUAAUUUCAAUUUGAUUCCUAUUAUGCCUGAUCUUAACUUUUUUCAACCCUGUUAUUAAAAGGUACAGAAAUAGCUUUUGCAGUCUUAUAAAGCCCAUCCAUUUAACAAGUUCUCGCCCGGCGAUUCCACGUAACUAUUGCAAAUUAAUUGGAUUACACAAGCGGUUAUUUAUUUAUGCACAAUUAGUGCAGCACAACGGCCCUCUCAACACCCAAUUGUUAAUGCUCUGCGAUUGGCCGGAGUGGCACAAAAAUAUAACUAAAUCAACAUCUCGGAGUCGGCGAGUUGCUCGCACUCAUUAGCAACUUUUAUUAGCCAAAAGUGUCAAAUGCUUUAUCUCGGGCUUGGAUUGGCCCAAACCGAGUUGCCUUUAAAGCGUCGCCAGGCAUUUGAGUUCGUUUGAUUCCAUUUCGUUUUUUGUUUUGCCAACUUUAUUGGCCGCUCGACUCGUUUUUGUGCGUUUUGCUGCGUUUUUAGCAUUGUGGGCAUGUUAACAUUUGUGUUAUUGAUUUUUUACAACAUUUGACAGUUACGCGGACUCGGAUUGGAAUUUCGUAUAUCUUUUUGUGUUUUGUAUUUUGUAUUUCUUAGCUCGCUUUUGAGGCGAAUUCGGAGCGCAUGACAAGCGAUUUGGAGCAAUUUGACUUUCGACUGCCGACUGCUGAUUGCUGAUGGCUGAUUGGUUAAUCAAAUCUGAGUUCAUUAAAUUGCCAUUUUUACAUUUAAUUGCAUAUUUGAUCGCCGGACAGCGCUGACAGUGACAGCGCAUAGUAAUACUAUAUCAUAAACGACACAUAAAGUGCUUGAAAAUACCGUCAUUUAUUGGAGCCGCAAUCUUGCGGUUUUACUGCUUUUUCUGUACUAUUAUUAUAUCUCUAUUUUUUGUUGUGUUUUGUGCUUAUUUUUGUGGCCACUCGCCACUCAGCUCGAAUGGAAAUGGGAAAUUAGCAGACGCUAAAACGCCUCUGUUUGACAUCGUUUGCAAUUGGAAAUUUACACCACCCUCAGGCGUUACAGGUGGCAAACAUUGUUCAGUUCAUUAAUUGUUGAUUUUGCACUUUUUCACUUUUUUACCCAUUCAGCCAGCCACCAAUGUGCGUCAUUCAAAUCGAACGUGCACAGCGUUAAAGCCAAGUUUUCAUGGGCCCAAGGGAGGGGCGAGGGGCUACAGCUGCUUUUCGCCAGUUAAUUGCAUUUACUUCCAGAGACUUUGAUCCGAUCUUGUUCUACAUCCCUUAAACAUUUGUACAGAUACGAGUACUUCGGAAACGGGUGUCGCAAUUGAGGAAUUGUUGGGGUUUUUAUGCAUAACAUAAAGCCACUUUUUAAAUUAAACUAUUGCAUUUAGAUCUGGAAUUUAUACCAUUUUUUCUAUUCUGAAAUUUAUUUACGAACUGUGCAAAAUUCAUUGAUAUGGGUCAUAACGAAAACCAAACUGACCUUUAAGAUUUUAUUUGUUUUAUGACUAGAGCUCCACCUUAAAUGAUUCGAUACACACUUUCGAUCCGAUACACCCACAAAGUGUCACAUUUCCCAUCCAGAUCUCUGGGAUACAGCACCAACAUAUGAACAUACGAACAUACAUACAUAUGUAUAUUAUUAAACUUUGCUCAAAAAACUAUAAAUAAUUUCCCCGAAUAGACCCGGCAAAUCAAAGUGUCCAACGCCUUUGUCAAUAAACAUUUGUCGUUCCACUAAUUGCCAACGUAUUUCGUCGCUCGUCGAGCAACAAACAAACAGAAAAGCAUUAAAAAACGAAAAGCAAAAGCAGAAAAAACAGAAAAAACCAAAUCAUUUAUGGCAAAGUCAAUUGCGCUAUUGCUAUCUCUUUCGGCGGUGUGGGUGGAGGCAUUACGAAGAUUAUCCAGCAAUAGCAACAACAAGUGCAACACACACGCACACAGAAAACAACGAAAUUUAAUUAAAUUAAAAUUGCGGUUGGCCUGUUUCUCCUUCAGCUGCUGCUUCUUUAUUCCGGUUAAAAAGGGCGUUCAACUCAAGUCGAAGGGUUUUAUUUUGCAAUUAUUGAUAUUUUGAUAUUUAUCCGUACCGCUUUUGACACUUAUUUAUGUUUACGUUUGCGGAGUGACCUUUAUCUGUUUAAAUUUUCUGUGUUUUGCCAUUAUUUGUAAUAUUCACAAUGGCCUGUAUUGUAUUGAAUUACACAUUUUUAUUAUUCACUGGUGAUAUUUACUUUUAUUGGCCUAUAACACGUCACCAUUUCAAAAGCCUAAUGUUGAUGUUUGAAGAAUAUUUAAAAUAAACAAAUAAUGUGUGUUUGAAAAGCACUCUGACCCGCUGACAACUAAUUAUUGUACAUUUAUUUAGUAUUACAACUCCCUUUAUCACAUAUUUGGCUUAUCACAUAUUUGGCAUCGGAUCGCAUUGAUACGGAUGUUUAUCUUUGAUUGUCGGAUGCGCCAUUUGUGCUGAUAGUGAUAAUGGGUCAUUUGUUAUUAUCUAUUUCAAUUUCAGUUUACGAUGAGCGAAUAAUAAGGCAGAACUGUUAAAUUCCAGCUGUGCGGCAUGGAAAUU